GACGUGGAGGGUCGGAGCGGAGGCUCGGGGGCUGCGGGCCCGGGUGUGAAGUAAAACAAAUGAACACUUCUGAGUCUACCAGUGGAACGAAGAGUCAACCUAACCAGUAUUGAAUAUGUUCACUCUCAGAGGACUGUGCAGCAUGGAUGACUUUGCUGAGGGAGGUCUCAGUUUGGCAGAUGAUAUCUUACUGGAAGAUUACCCUUAUGAGGAUGACUGUAUCUGUACUCCUGACUUUACCACUGAUGAUUAUGUUCGAGUAACCCAGCUUUACUAUGAAGGCAUGGGUAUGCAAUAUAAAGAUUAUGCCCAAAGUGAGAAAAAUUUAGAAUAUGACAUCUGCAAUAUAUGGUGCAGUAAGCCACUCUCCAUCCUGCAAGAUUACUGUGAUGCCAUUAAGCUGUACAUCUUCUGGCCACUUCUCUUUCAACAUCAACACAGUUCUAUAAUAUCAAGAUUGCACCCCUGUGUAGAAGCCAUCCGUUCUCGUGCUGCUGAGAUAAGUUUGAAGAAAUUACAACAUCUUGAGUUGAUGGAAGACAUUGUGGAUUUGGCAAAGAAAGUUGCAAAUGAUUCAUUCCUUAUUGAAGGCUUAUUGAAAAUUGGUUAUAAAAUAGAAAAUAAAAUCUUGGCAAUGGAAGAUGCUUUAAAUUGGAUAAAAUACACAGGUGAUAUAACAAUUCUACCUAAAUUAGGAUCAGUUGACAGUUGCUGGCCCAUGCUAAGUAUUUUCUUUACUGAAUAUAAGUACCAUAUUACUAAAGUUGUAACUGAAAAUUGCAACUUGCUAGAAGAAUUUAGAAGGCACAGUUGCAUGCAGUGUGUGAAGCAAGGAGAACUAAUGAAAAUGAGAGGAAAUGAAGAGUUUUCAAAGGAAAAGUUUGAAAUAGCAGUUAUUUAUUACACCAGAGCCAUUGAAUAUAGACCUGAGAAUCACCUUCUUUAUGGUAACCGAGCCCUCUGUUUCCUUCGCAUGGGGCAGUUCAGAAAUGCACUUAGUGAUGGAAAGAGGGCCAUUGUUUUGAAGAACACCUGGCCAAAGGGUCAUUAUCGUUAUUGUGAUGCUCUUUGUAUGCUGGGGGAAUAUGACUGGGCCCUGCAAGCAAACAUAAAAGCUCAAAAACUCUGUAAAAAUGACCCUGAGGGAAUCAAGGAUCUAAUUCAGCAGCAUGUAAAGUUACAAAAACAAAUAGAAGACCUACAAGGUCGGACAUCAAAUAAGAAUCCAAUUAAAGCUUUUUAUGAAAGCAGGGCUUACAUACCUAGAAACUCAUCAGCACCUGCUUUUAGGACAUCACUUAACUUUGUGGAAACAGAAAGAGCUUUCAGAAAAACUAAGUACAAAAUGGCAAAUGGUGGCAAUCAGAAUCAAAAGGUGGCAGAUGAGGCUUUGAAGGGGGACGAUUGUGACUGUCAUCCUGAAUUUCUGCCACCUCCAAGUCAGCCUCCACGACAUAAAGGAAAACAAAAAUCACGAAACAAUGAAUCAGAAAAGCCCAGUUCUAAUUCAGAAGUGACUUUACAAGUAGAUUUGAAAAACAUUUUGGAGAAACAGUUUUCAAAAUCUUCCAGAGCUGCGCACCAGGACUUUGCUAACAUCAUGAAAAUGUUAAGGAGCUUGAUCCAGGAUGGGUACACGGCCUUGUUAGAGCAGCGCUGCCGCAGUGCUGCUCAGGCCUUUACAGAGCUGCUCAAUGGCUUAGAUCCUCAGAAAAUAAAGCAAUUGAACCUGGCCAUGAUUAAUUAUGUAUUAGUAGUCUAUGGACUUGCUGUUUCUCUCCUUGGAAUAGGACGACCUGAGGAGCUGUCUGAAGCUGAAAACCAGUUUAAGAGGAUUAUCGAACACUAUCCCAAUGAGGGGCUUGACUGCUUGGCCUACUGUGGAAUAGGAAAAGUUUAUUUGAAAAAAAACAGAUUUCUCGAAGCUCUUAAUCACUUUGAAAAAGCAAAGACUUUAAUUAAUCGUCUCCCUGGAAUUCUAACUUGGCCCACAAGUAAUGUGAUUAUUGAAGAAUCUAAGCCAGAAAAAGUCAAGAUGAUGUUAGAGAAGUUUGUUGAAGAGUGCAGGUUUCCCCCAGUGCCAGACGCUGUUUGCUGCUAUCAGAAGUGCCGUGGGUAUUCUAAAAUCCAGAUUUACCUGACUGAUCCAGACUUUAAGGGAUUUAUACGAAUUAGCUGUUGCCAAUACUGUAAAGUAGAAUUUCACAUGAACUGCUGGAAAAAGUUAAAAACAACAACCUUUAAUGAUAAAAUUGACAAGGAUUUUCUACAAGGAAUUUGUCUCACUCCUGACUGUGAAGGAAUCAUUUCUAAGAUUAUCAUCUACAGCAGUGGAGGUCAAGUUAAGUGUGAAUUUGAACACAAGGUCAUAAAAGAAAAGGUGCCUUCAAAACCUGUUCUGAAACAGAAGUGUUCUAGCCUAGAGAAGUUAAGACUGAAAGAAGACAAAAAAUUGAAGAGAAAGAUCCAAAAACAAGAGGCAAAAAAGUUAGCACAAGAAAGAAUGGAGGAGGACUUCAGAGAAAGUAAUCCACCUAAAAAUGGAGAGCCAGAAGAGACUGGAGACAGUGCUCAGAGUUGUCAGUUUCUUGAUGACAGAAUCCUGCAGUGCAUAAAGCAGAAUGCCGAGAAGAUCAAAUCUGUUGUAUUGAAUACAUCUACACUUCUCAAAGAGCUGCUCUCUUGGAAGGUUCUGAGCACGGAAGACUACACAACAUGUUUUUCUAGCAAAAACUUUGUCCAUGAAGCUGUGGACUAUGUUAUUGGUCACUUGAUCCAAGAGAAGAACAGAGUAAAGACACGGGUCUUUCUGCAUGUGUUGAGUGAGCUGAAAGAGUUAGACCCCAAGUUGGCUCCCUGGAUCCAGAGACUGAAUAGUUUUGGCUUAGAUGCCACAGGACCCUUUUUCACUCGGUAUGGAGCAUCUCUCAGGGAGCUUGACUUUAACAUCGUGACUUUCCUCUGGAAUGAGAAAUACGGCCACAAACUGGGUUCUAUAGAAGGAAAGCAUUUUGAUUAUUUCUGUGAUCCAGCAUCAGUAAUGGAAGCACGCUGCUUAAUUUGGCUGCUGGAAGAGCAUAGGGACAAGUUUCCAGCCUUGCACAGUGCUUUAGACGAGUUCUUUGAUAUAAUGGACAGCCGAUGCACUGUGCUAAGGAAGCAAGAUAGUGAUGAAAUGCCGUUUGGUUGUAUCAAGGUAAAAAACAAAGGCAAGAAAAAGAAGCCAAAAGAUUCAAAGCCAAUGUUAGUGGGAUCUGGAACCGCAUCAGUAACACCAAGUAGUGAGACUGUCGCUCCAGAGGACCAUAACAGGCGCAAUUCAGAUUCUGCAGGACCAUUUGCAGUGCCUGACCACCUUCGGCAGGAUGUGGAAGAAUUUGAAGCUCUUUAUGACCAGCACAGCAGCGAGUAUGUUGUCCGAAAUAAGAAGCUGUGGGAUAUUAACCCCAAACAGAAAUGUUCUACUCUGUAUGAUUACUUCUCUCAGUUGUUGGAAGAGCACGGCCCCUUGGAUAUGAGUGACAGGAUGUUCUCUGAGGAAUAUGAGUUCUUCCCCGAAGAAACUCGACAGAUACUGGAGAAGGCAGGAGGGCUGAAGUCGUUCCUCUUGGGCUGUCCUCGCUUUGUUGUGAUCGACAACUGCAUUGCAUUGAAAAAAGUUGCCUCAAGACUCAAGAAGAAAAGAAAGAAGAAAAACAUUAAAACUAAAGUUGAAGAAAUUUCAAAAACGGGAGAAUAUUUACGAGUUAAACUACCACUGAAUCCAACGGCUAGGGAAUUUCAGCCAGAUGUAAAGUCAGAAGCAGUGUCUGAGGAUGUGAAGUCCACACCAGGACCUGUUGACUCUUCAACACCAGCUUUGGAGGAUCUGAAACCCCAGCUGGACUCUGAUAGCUCUUCGGGGUCAGCUUCGGAGGACAGCAGACUGGAAAUGGUCUCUCCUGACUCUCCAACACCACUCUGUGAAGAUGUUUCUCCUUCCCCCACACCAGCUCCUGAAGAGGCCAAACCAACAUACUGGGCUCAGUCACACUUGGUCACAGGAUUCUGCACAUACCUUCCUUUUCAAGGAUUUGGCAUCACCCAGUCGCAGCCAGCGUACAUUAACAUGGUACCGAGCCUGUCCCAGUUCACUAGCAUUUACACACCUUUGGCCAACAUUUCUUCUGAGUAUCCAAUGCAAAGAUCCAUGCCAAUGGUACCAUCUUUUGUAGCCAGCAACAGAGUGGAUGAAAAUGCCACUGCAUACUUUGAGAGUCAUAAUCUGAAUCCUGAGAACAACUCUGGUGACCACAUUACCUCUGAAACACAGAUCCUGGAGGAGUCUUUGGGUAUGUGUAUAAAGUCCCAGAGCAGCACAACUGAUGCUAAUCCAGCUCUGAGUGAGUCUGAAGGGAACAGCAGACACAUUGGGAGCUCUGACAGUGGGAGCUCUGACAGCCUGUGGGAAGCUCCUCUAGAAAAUGUCAGUGGAAUAGCAGAUGUUCCACCCGCUCCAUCGGUUGCCAUACAGGUGUCUAGAAGCAUGAUACAUCAGGAAGUCAAUACUGAGCCAUAUGAACCAUUUGAAACACAACCGGGGGACCUUUCCCAGAAGGAAAAAGAGUGCCGCCUGCUCAGAGAGCAGCUUAAGGUGGUGUGUGAGAGCUGCGAGCAGGUAGAACUCAGGAGCUCACAAGAGAUCACGGGCCUGGAGGGAAAGCUGCAAAGGCACACGGAGGAAAGCCAGAUCUCAAAGACGGAAUUAGACUGGUUCCUCCAAGAUUUGGACAGAGAGAUUAAAAAGUGGCAACAAGAGAAAAAAGAAAUCCAAGAAAGAUUAAAGGCCCUGAAGAAAAAAAUUAAAAAGGUUAUCAAUAACAGUGAAAUGUCUACCCAGAAAAAUGAUGGAUUAGAUAAGGAUUGUGAACCACAUCCGGAUCAAUCCCUUGGAAUCAGUGCCCUCACAGAUGAGAAGGCAAAAGUAGAAGAGUCUGUCAGGAAAGGGAAAGAGCUUUAUGAGGAGAGUCACCAGAGAGCCGUGGCUGCAGAGGUAUCUGUGCUUGAAAACUGGAAGGAGCGAGAAGUGUGCAAACUACAGGGUGUGGCAUCACAAUCAGAGGCCUAUCUUAAAAGCCUCAAGCUGAUGAGCAGUGAUUCUGCAACAUAUCCUGAUGUGGAAUAUGAUAUACUUUCAUGGGAAUCAUUUCUUUCUGGCUCUCGACUCAGUGACCUCUCCAGUGUGCCGAUUUCUGAGCUUUCAUUUCCUGCUUGUACAAUGAUCAAUCCUCAGUUACUCUCUGAGUCUUCAGGCCACGAGGAUCACGGACUGUUGGCUUGUGUAGACAGCAUGACUGGAGCAGUCCUCAACGAUCCUCACGUGGAGCCUGCUAGUGGCUGCCCAGAGGAGGUUCCGCAACUGUCUCUGGGAUCACCCACCCAUCAGCCAGAAGUUACUCAGCAGCUUGAGCUCAAGAGGGCUAGCCAGCUGUCUCCAUCAGAACAGAGCCCUGAGGCUGACGAGAAACUCUCUGGACAGGCUACUCGGUCAAGCCAGUCUCCAAAAAAGCCUUCCAACAGUAUUAUUGAACACCUGUCAGUGAUAUUCCCAUGUUAUGCCAGCACUGAGCUUGCUGGUUUUAUUAAAAAAGUUAGAAACAAAAGCAAGAACUCAUUUUCGGGAUUAAGUAUUGAGGAGAUUGCUGAGAAAGUGACAGAACACAUUCUCGAUGAACAAAAGAAGAAAAAGCCAAAUCCAGGAAAAGACAAGAAGACAUCUGAGGCUCAUUCUGCUGCCUCUCUGGCCACGUCCUCCCAGAGUCCACCCUUGGCAGCUGCUGGCCCAUCAGCUAAAACCAGAGGCCAGAAAAAAGAUGAUGUCCCUGCACCAGAUGGAAAUUCCUGUGAGAUAUGCCAUGAAAUAUUCAAGUCAAAAAACAUGCGUGUGCUAAAAUGUGGUCACAAGUUUCACAAAGGGUGCUUUAAGCAGUGGUUGAAAGGGCAGAGCACGUGCCCCACCUGUGGCAGCAGUGACCUGCUGUCAGAAGAGUAACCUGUUGUGCCAUCGUCACAGACCCAUCCCUUGAGAAGAUGGGAACCUCCUUCCUGGUGUUGUAGGUAGUCACUCCUCACUAAUGCACCGUGCACUUCAUGAGUUAACAACAGUGUCCUGUUACCAGUGUAAAACAGCAAACAUGGGAAGCUCUCACAUUGUGCUCACAAAGCUAACAAACGGAAAUCUGGAAUGCAGUCUGUCCCAAGUUCCAGGCAAGUGACAGCCAUGUGUGUCUGCAGUGCUCUGUCACCAUGGUCCUGCGUUGUUGGGGCUGCAGCAGGGAUACUCUGAGAUGAGUAGCUUCUUUGGAAAGAACUGUUGAGCUCCUCAAAGCAGUACUCAGACUGUAAAGGUUCUUA
This is a messenger RNA of Mastomys coucha (southern multimammate mouse), 6393 nucleotides long. It is a transcript of the gene Ttc3, whose product is annotated as tetratricopeptide repeat domain 3. Gene Ontology annotation, molecular function: protein binding; ubiquitin-protein transferase activity. The record is from RefSeq and is a predicted model, not a curated record. Gene Ontology annotation, biological process: ubiquitin-dependent protein catabolic process. NCBI's taxonomy places the organism in Eukaryota, Metazoa, Chordata, Mammalia, Rodentia, Muridae. The coding region runs from base 116 to 6031 and encodes 1971 amino acids. The transcript has 47 exons.